This is a messenger RNA of Sphenostylis stenocarpa, 990 nucleotides long. Lineage: Eukaryota; Viridiplantae; Streptophyta; Magnoliopsida; Fabales; Fabaceae. The record is from the annotation of a GenBank genome assembly.
AUGGAUUUGCACACUAAAACAUUACUUCACUAUAUCCACAGAUGGUUAGACAAGGCUGCAAUUAUCACAGAGGAAGAAGGCAGAGACCCAAUUGCAUCACCAAACUUAUGGAAAUUGGCCACUGUUCAUAGAGUUGAGGAGCUAAAAUCUAUCAUUAGAAUCCUCCCAAUUUCUUCCUCAGGAAUUUUGCUCAUAACUGCUGCAUCACAUCUGCACAGCUUUGUAAUUCAACAAGCUCGCACAAUGGACCGACACCUCUCUCAAUCAUUCCGAAUUUCCCCAGCCAGCAUGUCCGUUUUCAGUGUACUAUCCUUGAUGUCAGGGGUUGUUCUAUAUGAACGCCUCUUCGUUCCAUUUAUCCGCAGAUUCACAAAGAACCCUUCAGGAAUCACGUGCAUACAAAGAAUGGGAAUAGGCUUUGUGAUUAACACUAUAGCCACAUUAGUUUCAGCACCUGUUGAAGUAAAAAGAAAAGCAGUUGCUGCCAAGUACCACUUAUUGGAUAGUCCCAAUGCCACUAUUCCUAUUAGUGUGUUCUGGUUGGUGCCUCAGUAUUGUUUGCAUGGUUUGGCAGAUGCUUUCAUGUCUGUGGGGCUUUUUGAGUUUCUCUAUGAUCAGUCACCUGAAAGCAUGAGAAGCAGUGCCACUGCUUUGUACUGUAUAGUAGUAGCCCUUGGGAGCUAUGCUGGUACACUGGUUGUAUCACUUGUGCAUAAGUAUAGUGGCAAGGAGGGGAAUUGGUUGCCUGAUAGGAACCUCAAUAGGGGUAGAUUGGACUACUAUUACUUGCUUGUUAGUGGGAUUCAGUUAUUGAAUAUCAUUUAUUUUGGAAUUUGUGUUUGGUUUUACACUUACAAGCCCUUGGAAGAGCUCACUGAAGUGAGCAUGGACAAGGAUUUGGAAUUGGAACAGGCCAAUAAUGCAAAGAUCUCAUCUGCCAAUUCCGAAGAUGGUGAAAAUGUAGAAUACAGAACAUUCAGAAAUGAGUAG